AUGAGACAAGGCACAUCCCGCCAUGCGAUGCUGCAAGUGAGUGGGAUGACCUGCUCCAACUGCAGCUUUGCCGUUGAGAGGGCCAUGAAGCAGCUGGACUUCGUGGAGCAGUGCCAGGUCGACCUGAUCAACGGGAAGGCCUCAGUUCUCUACCGCGUGGAGGGCGGUGCAGGUCCUGUCCACACCGCUGCGGAGCUUUGCGCAGAAGUAGAAGCCAUUGGAUUUGAUGCCAGCGUGUUGGAAGACUUUGAGGACUCGCAGGCAUCCAGUGCCCGAGCUUCACUGCAUUUGUUGGUGGCUGGUGGCACAGGUGCCUUGCCGGACCUGAAGUCCAUGGAUGGCAUUUUGGAGGUGGUGGAAGAUGGACCGGGCGAGCUCACCAUCUUCUACGAUCCUCUCCGCUCGGGCGCGAGGAAGAUCGUGUGCAGCCUGCGAUCGCAGGGCUUUGAGGUGGACACCAGCCACGCUUCACCUGUGAAGGGUGAGGGGAUGCCGCUAGGACUCCCCACGGCCGUGGUCCUCACCCUGGCGGUGCUGCUCUUCAGCGACGUCCUGCCCUGCUUCACGCGCUUCGACAAAAUGUUGCACACUCAUAUCGUGCCCGGACUACCUUGCAUUACCGUCAUCUUGAGCGUGCUAGCCACCCCUGUGCAACUCUACUGCGGUUGCCGCUUCCACUUGGGUGCCUACCAUGCCAUCUCGACUGGAGUUUGGGACAUGAACGUCCUCAUCUCCUUGGGAACUGCCUUGUGCUUCGCCUAUUCCUUCAUGGUCACCUUCUGUAUGAUCAUUGCCUCCCACGUGGCCGGCAUCGAAUGCAAGGCGCCGCCCCCAUCCUACUUCGAGACGCCUUGCUUCGUGAUCACCACCAUCCUCGUGGGCAAGCACCUGGAGGCCUGGGCGCGCAGCGGCGCGUCGGAGUCGCUGCAGCAGCUCCUGGCGCUGCGGCCGCGCUGCGCGCACGUCCUGUCCGCACCCAACGGGACGGAGGUGGAAGACAUGCCAGCACAGCUGUUGGAAAUCGGCGACCACCUCCAGAUCUUUCCGGGCGAAACCGCUCCAACUGAUGGGAUCAUGACAUCGGACUGUGGCUAUGCCGAGUUCGACGAGUCCCUCCUGACUGGCGAGUCUCGGCCGGUUCGGAAGAAGAAGGGUGAUGCCAUCAUUGGAGGCUCCAAAUGUUUGACCGGGCGAGCAGAGAUGCAGGUGGAGAAGCUGGGCAGUGGGACGAUGCUGAGCCAAAUCAUGACGCUGGUGGAGACCGCACAGCUCACCCGUGCGCCCGUGCAACGGGUCGCGGAUGCCGUCGCCCAAUGCUUCGUGCCCACCAUCGUGGCCUUGAGCCUAAUGACCUGGAUGGCCUGGUUCCUGCUGGUCUAUACCUUUAAUGUGAUCCCCUUGACCGCCAUCCUGCAGGGGCGUACGAGCUCCUGGCCGCAGCUCGACAAGGCCUUCUUCGUCCUGGAGCACGGCCUCAACGUGCUCCUCAUCGCGUGUCCCUGCGCCCUCGGCCUGGCGACGCCCACCGCCGUCAUGGCCGCCACCGGGGUGGCGGCGCGCUGCGGCAUUUUGGUCCGCAGUGGCGCUGAGCCCUUGGAGCUGGGGUCCAAAGUCAAGGCGGUGGUCUUGGACAAGACGGGGACUCUCACCUUGGGCCGCCCCAGCGUGGUUGGCACCAGCAUUGUGUGCCCCUGGACUCUCGAGGACCGUGUUUGGGAGCGUUUGCUGCGCGCCUUCCGCCAGCACCGGGCUGAUGCCGAUGGCGACACGAGCACCGGACACCGAGCGCGGAAGUUUUCGUUGGUGGCGGACCUGCCGGCAGCGUGGCUCACGCCUUCCGACGCGGAGCUGCGCGAGCGGACGCGCGUGCGCAGCCCCAGCUGCAACUCGGAGACCUCGACGAGCGCCUCAGAGGAGGAGGGCGACGCCAGGCUGCGCCUUUCCAUGCCAGGAUCCUCUGCUGCCGUGGCCAGGGACCACCUACGCCAAGAGGCCGAGAAGGCACUGUGGUGGGCCAUCGGCUCCGCUGAGAUCUCCAGCGAACACCCUGUGGCCAAGGAGCUGGUGGAGAUCGCUGGGCAGAAAGCGCGCAGCGCCCUGUCCAAGCCCAGCAGCUUCGAGAAUAUGACAGGCGUUGGGCUUCAAUGCGUGCUGCCUGGCAAUCUUCACGUUCAAGUCGCUUCGGCCCAGCAUAUCCUGGGCAAAGGCAGCCCGCAGUCACUGGUGGCUUGGGUAGAGGCGCAGAUGUCCUCCGGCGCCACAGUGGUGGCCGUGGCCGUGGAGGAGGUGCCGUUGGCCGCGGUGGCGCUCCGGGACAAACUGGCGCCGUUUGCGCGGACCUGCGUGGCGCAGCUCGAGCUGUCCAACGUGCAGGUCUGGAUGUGCACGGGAGAUCACCGUGUCGCAGCGGAAGCCGUUGCCAGAGAGUGUGGCAUCGACGCUGGGCGGGUUGUGGCACAAGCACUGCCAGCGGACAAGGUGAAGUUGGUGAAAACCUUGCAGGAGAAGUGCUACCUCCCAGGAGAAAAGGAGACCCGAAACAUUGUCGCGAUGGUGGGAGAUGGAAUCAACGAUGCUCCCGCCCUGGCGGCCGCAGAUGUGGGUGUAGCCAUCGGAGCUGGACAAAACGUCGUUUGCCGGUGCCACGUGGCACCGCGCACUAACGUGGGCACGUGCGAGAUCCGUCAGGUGACGGUGGAAGCUGCAGAUCUGGUGCUGGUGCGGAGCGAUCUUCGAGAUUUGCUUGCCUUCUUCGCCCUCGCCAAGGAGACGCUGCGGACGAUCUGGUUCAACUUCUUGUGGGCCUUUCUCUUCAACACCUGUGCACUGCCGUUGGCCGCGGGCAUGUUUUGGCGCUAUGGGGUGCUCAUCAACCCGCAGAUCGCCUGCACCCUCAUGCUGGGCUCGUCCCUCUUCGUCGUCUUCAGCUCCUUGCUGUUGAAGCGCUUUGUCCCACCGCCUCUGGACUCGCCGCCGGUGUGA
Molecule: messenger RNA, 2982 nt
Organism: Durusdinium trenchii
Lineage: Eukaryota; Dinophyceae; Suessiales; Symbiodiniaceae
Source: the annotation of a GenBank genome assembly